This is a messenger RNA of Fusarium vanettenii 77-13-4, 2323 nucleotides long. RefSeq lists its product as uncharacterized. Bases 1 to 1500 code for a protein of 499 amino acids. NCBI's taxonomy places the organism in Eukaryota, Fungi, Ascomycota, Sordariomycetes, Hypocreales, Nectriaceae. Gene Ontology annotation, molecular function: glucosaminyl-phosphatidylinositol O-acyltransferase activity. The record is from RefSeq and is a predicted model, not a curated record. Gene Ontology annotation, cellular component: membrane; endoplasmic reticulum. Gene Ontology annotation, biological process: GPI anchor biosynthetic process; protein localization to plasma membrane. The transcript has 2 exons.
AUGUCUGAUUCCGCCAGCUACAAGCAGCGAAAGGAGGACUUUGUGUCCAACCUCUCAGGCGGCUCCGUCGCAGAGAUCAACUAUGUCACAUCCGUUGCCGCUGUCGCCAUAAUCCUCUGGUCCGUCCUCCAAGCCCGCCAGUCCUUCUUUGAGCAGUAUACCGUCCUCGCAUUUGCCGUCGAUUUCCUCCUCAAUGUCGGCGCCAUCCUCCUCUCCACGACGCUAUACGCGGGCACACCGGUCCUGCUAAACCUCCUUCUGAUCGUGCCCGCCAUCCUCAUCUUUACGCUCCCGCCGAACUCGAUCAACCGAAAGAAGAAGCUUAAGGUCCCGCCUAAUGCGCGGUCCAAGGGUAGCUCGGGACAGCUCGACGUCCUCUCGACCAAGCCGUUCCUGACAAACUUCCGGGGCUGCAUGAUGAUUGUCACCUGCGUCGCAAUCCUGGCUGUCGACUUCCGUUUGUUCCCCAGGCGGUUUGCCAAAGUUGAGACGUGGGGCACAUCCCUGAUGGAUCUGGGUGUUGGAUCCUUUGUCUUCUCAGGAGGUCUCGUCGCAGCUCGUCCCGUGCUGCGGGAGAAAGCUGUAGGCCGCACUACAGGACGGGCGACGCCCCUGAUUCAUCGGAUCAUUCACUCGAUGCGCCAUUCUAUCCCGCUAUUGGUUCUGGGUGUGAUCCGACUGCUCAGCGUCAAGGGCCUGGACUACGCCGAACAUGUCACAGAGUAUGGUGUGCACUGGAACUUCUUCUUCACGCUUGGUUUCCUGCCUCCAUUUGUUGCCAUCUUCCAAGCAGCCCUCAGAUGGAUCCCUUCUUUUGCAGCCUUGUCGCUGCUGGUCGGUAUCAGUUAUCAGGUUUUGCUUGAGACUACCAACCUGAAAGCCUACGUUCUCACCGCGCCAAGGACAGACCUGAUUUCCAUGAACCGAGAGGGAAUCUUUAGUUUCAUUGGAUAUCUUGCCAUCUUCCUUGCCGGCCAGGAUACGGGCAUGUUUGUCAUCCCCCGAAACAUCCCUCCAAGGAGCACCGCCAGCCCAGGAGCUCAGAGGAACACACUCCUAAUGACCAUGGUUGUCUGGGGAGGUGUCUGGACAGGACUCUACUUGCUUUCCACAAACUACCAUUACGGAUUUGGCCUAACGGUUUCACGACGUCUAGCGAACCUUCCCUACGUCCUUUGGGUUGUUGCGUUCAACACUCUGCAACUUGCUGGGUUCGCCAUUGUCGACACUGCUUUCUUCCCUGCGUUCUAUAAUGCGCAAGAUGCCAAGACCGAGAAGGAGGCUUAUGAAAAGGCCACUAGCCGUGUGAUACGAGCCUAUAACCGCAACGGUCUGGCUGUUUUCUUGGUGGCUAACCUCCUGACUGGCUUGGUCAACAUGACUGUCAAGACGCUGGAUGCUAGUCCGGCUGCAACAAUUGGCAUUUUGGUGGCGUACAUGUCAACUAUCACUGGCGUUGCUUUAGCAUUGGACGCCUACAACAUCAAUAUCAAGCUUUGAGUAUAGCAUAGAGGUGGCGCAUUGGUUUAAUUCGCCGCUAAAGGGAACUACGGGCGGCAUAUCAAUGAGAGUUCGACACCAAGUAACCUCAUCUACCGAUUCGGCGUAUAAGUUGGAUAGCGGAAGCGGCUCUAAUGUAAUGGAAGUGCCGAAGUCGACAACGCAUGAACUUGGUGCGAAGCAUACAUACAUGCUCGCAUUAGGCCAAUCUCGACCAGAAAAGCAAAACACGAUUACAAGUUAUGUGCUGCAUCUACUGAGUGAGUUCACCGGGGCUUGUGCAGGUGCCCCUGUCGUGGAUGUGCGCUCGUCCGGCAGAGGACGGAGAUCAGGCGCGGACCAUCCACCGCGGAGAUUCGGCAGAUGAGGGUGAGCUCGAUAAUGAGCUCUGGACGCAGGAGACGGGAGUCAGCUCUCAUUGCGGGCGUGUUAUCAAGUGACACAUCAAUCGUGGGUGGGGAUGCUAGAGAAGGGCUACGAUCAGGGGUCAGUUGAGCCCUGGAGAGGAACGGUUGAUGCCAUGCAACGCAAUCGCGGAACAUCCGUAACGCGAGUGAGAUCCAAGAUGCAAGCAAGAGUGAAUCGAUCAUGGAGAGGUCUCAUUGGUUGUCGGUAUGACUUCAGGUCCAUCAUCCGGCCGGGAUAGACGUGUCGCGUUUCAAUGCAGCUGGAUUAUGAGGGCUAUGACAUGAACAAAUCCAACCUGAGCGAGCAUGUAUGUAAGUGAGAGGCGCAGCUGAGAAGUCACAAUCCUGAGUGAAAAGUAAAAAAAACAACAAAAAACAACGAUGGCUUCUGGUGAGACGGGCGAAGUCGGGUUCUU